Pelmatolapia mariae (spotted tilapia) is the source of this 2065-nucleotide messenger RNA. RefSeq names its product adaptor related protein complex 4 subunit sigma 1 (gene ap4s1). The record is from RefSeq and is a predicted model, not a curated record. Gene Ontology annotation, biological process: vesicle-mediated transport; protein transport. Gene Ontology annotation, cellular component: intracellular membrane-bounded organelle. The transcript has 6 exons. NCBI's taxonomy places the organism in Eukaryota, Metazoa, Chordata, Actinopteri, Cichliformes, Cichlidae. The coding region runs from base 384 to 842 and encodes 152 amino acids.
UUCUUCUGGAUUGUUUGCGUGGAAUAAUUACUCCCUCAAAUGUCUUAAAGCUUAUAUUACAAGCAUGUUUUGAAAGUAUAAGUAGAAAGUACUUGCGUUCAAAUGUAGGGAAUAACUGUGACCCUGGAAUGCACCUGUCUACGCAUGCGUACCAAAUGCUAUGGCUGUAUAUCGUUGAAUGUCCUCUUUCGUUAGUAUUUAUUUACCUUUACAGUACUUUACAGUAAUCUUACUUUAAUCCUGUAAACCGACAGCAUUGUGUUUAAAAUAACAUUAGAUUGGGGCAAAAACUCGUUAACAGAAGUUCCCGUUUUAGCCCGUUUGAUGGAGUUAAUGUAGCAACUGGCACAAGCUAACAGCUGGCGCCAGCAGCCGAUCGGAUAAUGAUCAAGUUCGUGCUAAUGGUGAACCGACAGGGUCAGACCAGGCUGUCCAGGUAUUAUCACUCUGUGGAGCUGAGCAGAAGAGCAGCUCUUGAGGCCGAUGUAGUACGCUACUGCCUGAGCCGCAAGAAAGAUCAGUGUUCCUUUGUGGAGUACAAAGACUUUAAAUUGGUUUACCGCCAGUAUGCUGCUCUGUAUAUCGUGGUGGGCAUCACAGACAGUGAGAAUGAGCUGUCCAUCUACGAGCUGGUUCAUAACUUUGUGGAGGUCUUGGAUAAAUACUUCAGCCGGGUGUCUAAUGUGUAUUUCUCCCUACAGAGUGAACUGGAUAUAAUGUUCAAUCUGGAUCGAGUUCAUAUCAUCCUGGAUGAGAUGAUCCAGAACGGACACAUUGUGGAAACAAACAAGAGCCGCAUCCUCGCACCCCUCACCGCUAUUGACAAGAUGGUGGACAGCUAACAAAAAGAAGAAAGGAAGUCACGGACUGUUCUUCAGGCCCAGGACUGGCCCGCAGCUUACAGUCUGAAUUUAGAAUCUGCUUAAAGGUACUGAUGUUAAAAUAAUAAUAAAAAAAACAAAAAACAACUCAGUGCCCACAUGUACUCUGGUCAGUAUAUUAAUACACAUCUGUACAGUGUAUCCAGAUGUUCGAGCUGCACAGCUGAGAGAAGGAAGCCUCCCCUCUGAAGCUGGCCAGUUUGAAUUAUUCAGGAAGAAAACCGGUUGUGUGAAUUUAGCGGGGAAUGAAUUACUUUUUUUUUUUUUUUUUAAAUUUGCCUUUCGGGGUAUUGGCAGACCACAGGAAUUGUUUUGACUGAGCUGGCCACACAUGUAAAAUAUCUGUAACAAACCAAAAUGUAAAGACAUUUGGUGGUAUUUUUUGUAUAUUUAUAAACCUAAAACAUUAAUAAAUUCCUUUUUAAAGAAGCUAAUAUGUAAUAAAACAAAAAAAAAAAAAUUCUAUAACUCUAGUUCAUUUUUUUUAAAUAUAAUAUCCUAAAUACUGAAACAACAUCUGUAUGAUAAGUUUGCAAAAAUUUUUUAGAAAAAGGCUACAAAAUAAAUCUCUAAAUCAAUUACAUCUCUACGCGGUGAUUCUCAGCAACUGGACUGCUGUAGAUGAUGAAUCUGCUUCAGCCUCAUGCUGGUUGAAGUGCGGUUGUAAUACUGAAACACUUAAACGUGCAAACGAAAUGAAAAAAAAAAAAAUAAUCAAAGAUUCAUAUUCUCCCACAGACCACAAGACUCAUUCUUUACUUCAUACUUUGCAAACGUUUUAAUGAUUAUUUUUUUGGAGCAUACACAUUUGAAAAUAUCUGUUUACCUCAAACUGCAACUUGAGUUAAAUAAAUGUUUAUAAUAUACAAAGAAAAUACAGGGAUAGCAGAGCUUUCUUUUUUUUUUUAAUCUUUCUCUUUAGAUGUGCCUUGCACACAGCCAGUGUUUUUGUCUCUAUAGCUUCAUUGUAAAACAAACACCAAAGGCUCUCUGACCUUUGACCUUUACAACUGGUCAGUAACAACCAGAGAACUGUCGCACACACACAAAAACAAAAAGCAAUAAAUGGGGGGAGGCGGGGAUCCAUGAACAUUUCAGGGAGGAGGAAGUGAAAACAGAAGCUACGAGUCAAACCAGGCACCAAACUGAGAGCAGACAGGAGGAGGAGAUCAGCACACACACGC